Messenger RNA from Echinops telfairi (small Madagascar hedgehog), 954 nucleotides. It is a transcript of the gene ARMC7, whose product is annotated as armadillo repeat containing 7. The coding region runs from base 31 to 681 and encodes 216 amino acids. The record is from RefSeq and is a predicted model, not a curated record. Gene Ontology annotation, molecular function: protein binding. The transcript is spliced from 2 exons. Lineage: Eukaryota; Metazoa; Chordata; Mammalia; Afrosoricida; Tenrecidae.
CCGCGCUUCCAGACCCCGCUCCCGCGGGCCAUGGCCCAGAAGCCAAAGGUAGACCCCCAGGUCGGACGGCUGGGCUACCUGCAGGCCCUCGUCACGGAAUUCCAGCAGACCGAGAGCCCAGGUGAGCGCGGAGGGAUGGGGGCUGGUUCCAGGGCCGCCGGGACGGGCUUCCCACGCCACUGUCCCCUCGCAGACGCCAAGGAGCAAGUCCUGGCCAACCUCGCCAACUUCGCCUAUGACCCAAGCAACUACCAGUAUCUGCGGCCGCUGCGGGUCCUGGACCUGUUCCUGGAUUGCCUGUCGGAGGAGAACGAGACCCUGGUGGAGUUUGCCAUCGGUGGCCUGUGCAACCUGUGCGCGGACAGAGCCAACCGGGAGCAUGUCCUGCAGAUGGGGGGCCUCCCGCUCAUCAUCAACUGCCUGUCCAGCCCUCGAGAGGAGACCGUGCUGUCUGCUGUCACCACCCUCAUCUACCUGAGCCCGCCGGGCCCCGGCCGCCACCCCGAGCUGACCGCCCAGCCCGUGGUCCAGUGCCUGCUGCGCUUCUCCCUCUCGAGCAGCACUCGGCUCCGCAACCUGGCCCAGGUCUUCCUGGAAGACGUGUGCUCCCCCCGCCAGGUGGCCGAGGCCCGCCAUGCAGGGGCGCACUCUGCCCUGGGCAUCCCACUGCCCAAGGACUGAUGUUCCAGGGCCCAAACCCUGGUGGGACUCAGGAAGGGGGUCAACAUGGCCUCCCAGACCACCGGCGCCAGCCUGACCACAGCUCAGGUGAACAGGACAGGUGUUCCCUGUGAUGAAGAGGAAGAGACAGAGGAAGGCCACCACCGAGUGGUGCCAUUUCAUGGGCUAGCACUCAUGCCACCCCACCCCCUGCAGGGGUAGUAUCUAUCACCUCUUGUGCGUGUAAGAACCAGGUGGCGCCAAGGGCUCUACUGGAGUAAACCGGACGUCACC